GCUGUCGAUUUGACUGUGAGCCUGUUUGCGUGCCGCUUGUUUUCAUGAAGCCGGGUCAGUGUCCCAUACCGGAGAUAAUUCCACUGUGUGCUGAAAGCUGUUUUCAUGAUGGCCAGGGUCAUGCCACACAGAAAUGUUGCCCAACCACCGGUGGCUUUGCAUGCAGUGAACCACGUGGUCAGGGAAGAGGUCGGGCAAGUUGCCAGGGAAGCGGCCAGGGCCAGGAAAGUGGCCAGGGAAGCGGUCAGGGUCAAGAAAGCGGUCAGGGAAGCGGCCAGGGUCAGGAAAGUGGCCAGGGUCAGGGAAGCGGCCAGGGAAGCGGUCAGGGAAGCGGCCAUGGUCAGGGAAGACGUUAUGGCCAGGGAAGCGGUCAGGGAAGCGGUUAUGGCCAGGGAAGCGGUCAGGGAAAUGGUUAUGGCCAGGGAAGUGGUCAGGGAAGCAGCCAUGGUCAGGUAAGCGUCCAGGGAAGCGUUUAUGGUCAGGGAAGCCGCAAUGUAAGUGGUCAGGGAAGUGGUCAUGGGAAGGGUCAGGGAUGUGGUCAUUGA
Molecule: messenger RNA, 545 nt
Organism: Sinocyclocheilus grahami
Lineage: Eukaryota; Metazoa; Chordata; Actinopteri; Cypriniformes; Cyprinidae
Product: keratin-associated protein 6-2-like
Exons: 3
Coding region: 45-545 (166 amino acids)
Cellular component (GO): extracellular region
Molecular function (GO): peptidase inhibitor activity
Source: RefSeq, a predicted model, not a curated record